CGAAUAUUCAAUAUUGGAUGUCCCCUCCCCUCCGUUCAGGACCUGCCAGUGAUCAUCCCGACACAUGGCGCCGUUCAACCCACCGAAUACAGUCCUCAGCGGAUUAAAAGAAAGACCAGAGGCUUUACUUGCACAGGGUGACAAGUUGUAUGUUGGAACAGCAACAGGCAGUCUCUUCAUCUACGAGUACAACGAACUUUCUGAGAAUGUAUCAACUUUGGUGGACACUAAGAAGGGUCUGUCUCGUAGAUCUAUUGACCAGCUGGGUUAUAUCAAGGAUGUCAAUUCUCUGGUUUCCCUCUCCGAAACUAUACUAACUUUGUAUCCUCUCCCGAACUUUGCUCCUCCAACACCACUUACAAGAGCCAAGGGUGCAUUGACAUUCGCUGUUCACUCUUCCGUGCACAACCUUGACCCAAGUAGUGCCCAAGGUGGAGCUAAUACUGGCAGGGCAGGCCCGAUUCCUACGAUGGUGACGCAGCUUAUAGUCGGGUGCCGAAGGAAGGUAGUGAUAUACACGUGGAAGGAUAGUGAAGCACAGGAAAUCAAGGAAGCUAUUCUUCCUCACUCGCCGCGUGUUGCGGUGUUUCUUGACAGCGAUAAUGUUUGCUUUGCGUACUCACCUACCGAGUAUGCUCUGUUCUCCAUCAGUAAGCUCACGACACUUGACGUUACCACACCUAUACCCGCGAAUACUUCCAUGGGCGCAUUUUCUGGGCUUACUGGGUACAUGUCCCUUGGUCUGGGAGCCAGAGCCAAACCUGGGUUGGUGCGGCUGAGCGAUACCGAGGCACUCAUUGUCAAAGACAACCAGGGGUUUAUCAUCGGCACUGAUGGAAGGCAGACAAAGCCAGCGACGAUUGAUUGGCCAAGUCCACCCGAUGAAAUUGCCUUUGUCAACCCAUAUAUAUUCUCAAUACUUCCUCCUGGUACUGUCCCGGUACCGGAGAGCGGAGGUGCUUCUCUUCCAUCUGGAAGCGCUCCAGCUGCUCCUCAGUCAUCCCUCAUCUCCUCUCCAGUUGUGCAAGUCAUAUCGUCACUGACAAUGCAACCUGUCCAAACUCUUCCCUUCCUACCCACAUCAUCAGCGUCUUCUGCCGCCACUUGCACAAUUAGACUCUUGACGUCUUCUCCUGCCGCCAAAGCACCUCUCUUCCUUGUGGCUACUCCGAGCGACCGCACAGUAGCAACUUCCGAGGGCAGCUCGAUAUGGCAAAUUCAGAUGAGGUCAUGGGGAGACCAGAUUGAUGAACUUGUUCAGCGCUGUCUCUAUUCCGACGCACUAUCAUUGCUUGAUACGUUAGACAAAGCUGUUUUAUCAGACAAGGACCAACGACGAACCCUGAUUCGCGCCCUCCACGCCGUGUCCCAGUUCCGGUUAGGAAAGUUCGAUGAUGCAAUAAAUUCUUUCAUCGAGCUCGAUCUCAACCCCGCCAAGGUCGUUGCUCUCUAUCCUGAGCGCAUCGCCGGACGUCUUUCUGUUCCUCCAGAUGACUGGAUACCAUUGUUCGGGGGUCCUGCAAACCAGCAGUCACUCACGCCAAAGAACGAUGAUGCCAUGUCAACAAAGUCCCAAAAUGAUAGCAAUGAAAGCAAAGAGAAACUUUUGGAGCAGGCAGCGUCCCCUGCGAUGGCAGUCAAGGCUUCUGUUCGUCGGGGAGCCGCAUUUGUGGCACUUUUAUCCUCCUCGAAAGACAAAGACGAUGAUACCGUGUCCAUUAGCGGGAAGAAGAAGGUAAAGCAAGUAGAUGACUUCAGCCGGUCGGUGGACGCUCUAUGGCGAUAUCUUACCGAUCGUCGUCCGAAAGUUGCAGGCGCGCUCGCAGCAGUACACAUUGCACCAGCUCAGUCUCACCAGUGGCCUUUCCUCUCUGAGACGUCGACCGAAGAAUUAUUUGCACUGCCGAACAUCCCUUUGCCUCUGUUGACUCCAGAGCAGCUUGUGCGGUUUGCGCAGAUUGUAGACACAGCGCUCUUCAAGUCUUAUCUCGUGACUCAGCCGGCCCUCCUCGGUGCACUUUGUCGUUUGGCCAAUUGGUGUGAAGUAUCAGAGGUUGAGGAGGAGCUCCGGGCACGAGAGAAAUUUGCAGAGCUUAUAUAUCUUUAUAAUGGAAAGAAGAUGCAUGCUAAGGCUCUCAAUCUCCUCCAACAGUUAAGUGAGAAGGAAACGGACAUGAGAGACAAGCUUGAUCCGUCCAUAUCCUACCUGCGAAAACUUGGUCCUGAGUACAUCAACCAAGUAUUUGAGUCCUCCCGCUGGAUCUUUGAAGCCGACCGUCACAUGGCUUUCGAGAUAUUUACAUCUGACGACGUUGAACUCCCUCGAACCCAAGUAACGGAUUACCUUGAGAAGAUUGACCCUACCAUAUCUACUCGUUACAUCGAAUAUCUGAUCGAUGAGAAAGGCGAGGAGAGUCCUGCAUUCCAUGAUCGGCUGACAGAGCUCUAUCUGAACAUGACUCUAAGUGCUCGCAAACGAGGAGACGAAGUAAAAGAGUUGGAGGUUUACUCAACGCUCCUUCGUUUCAUUGAUACCACUGAUCACUACCGCCCCGAUCGCCUGUAUGGUUUACUGUCGGAGAAUCUUUACGAAGCGCGAGCUGUGUUGCUGGGCCGUAUGGAAAGGCACGAACAUGCUCUGGAGCUCUACGUUUACAAGCUCAAGAAUUAUGCCAAGGCCGAAGAAUACUGCAAGCGAAUAUAUAAUCCAAACGGAGUCACCAGAAGCGUCUUCUUGACUCUUCUUAGGCUCUACCUCCGUCCGACUGAUAAAGCAGCGCCGAAUUUGCUGCAGCCCGCCUUAGACUUGAUCAGUCGACAUAGUCCUCGCUUAGACUCUGUCGAAACUCUUCAACUUCUUCCUCCCCUCGUCACCGCUUGCGACGUGCGCCCAUUCCUUCAAGAAGCUUUACGAGCACCGAUUUUCGACAGUCACGUCAUCCGCGAUAUCCACAAAGCACGAAAUGAACAAGUUGCUAGGAAACUGAUGCUGCUAGAGUCUAGGCGUGUCAGAGUCACGGACAGUAGAAUCUGUCCCCAAUGCCAUAAGCGUCUGGGUAGCAGCGUCAUCGCAGUUCAUGCUCCUAGGGGAGAGGUGACUCAUUAUCAAUGCCGCGAUGCUUUUUCUCGGAGGCUCGUUGAUCCUAUGAGGAGAUAA
Suillus subalutaceus is the source of this 3157-nucleotide messenger RNA. RefSeq lists its product as uncharacterized. NCBI's taxonomy places the organism in Eukaryota, Fungi, Basidiomycota, Agaricomycetes, Boletales, Suillaceae. The coding region runs from base 65 to 3157 and encodes 1030 amino acids. The transcript is spliced from 17 exons. Gene Ontology annotation, cellular component: fungal-type vacuole membrane; cytoplasm. The record is from RefSeq and is a predicted model, not a curated record. Gene Ontology annotation, biological process: autophagy; vesicle-mediated transport; intracellular protein transport.